Engraulis encrasicolus (European anchovy) is the source of this 3480-nucleotide messenger RNA. Its product is annotated as zinc finger protein 271-like. Gene Ontology annotation, cellular component: nucleus. Gene Ontology annotation, molecular function: DNA-binding transcription factor activity, RNA polymerase II-specific; RNA polymerase II transcription regulatory region sequence-specific DNA binding. The record is from RefSeq and is a predicted model, not a curated record. Gene Ontology annotation, biological process: regulation of transcription by RNA polymerase II. The coding region runs from base 140 to 2896 and encodes 918 amino acids. The transcript has 8 exons. NCBI's taxonomy places the organism in Eukaryota, Metazoa, Chordata, Actinopteri, Clupeiformes, Engraulidae.
UGUGCAGGCGUGAAACUUCCGCAGUAGGAGAGAAAGAAGUUUAUUUUGCCUUUUUCUUCCAGCCUUCCCGGAGCCCUGCUUGAUUUGUUAGCCUACAGAUAUAUAGAGCUAAGCGACGAAAAAGACAGCCGAUGAAGCGAUGGAUGAGACAUCUGAGUUGGUCCUCAAGAGCAUUAAAACAGAAGAGGACGAGUCAUGUACUGCUCCUGAUCCAGGGUUUCUGAAGAUCAUCGUUAUCAAGGAAGAAGUAGAAGAGGAGGAGGAAGAAGGAGAAAGAGAUGGAGACGGAGGAGGAGGAGGAGAAGAAGAAGAAGAAGAGGAGGAGGAGGAGGAGGAGGCAUCAAGCGUUCCUGUCGCACGGCAUCAGAGGAUGAUAAUGAUGAUCAAUGAAGAAGGAGAGGAAGAGGAGAUGGAGUACAGCAAAGAGGGGGAUUUUAAAAGUCUCCAGUCCAAUGGAAGCCAAACCGGAGAGGGAAAAGGACGGCGGACGAAAGGAGUGCGUCAUCAAAACAAGCCCUCACUGCAGUGCUCUGUGUGUGGAAAGAGCUUCACCUGCCAGAGCCGCUUCAAGAGACACCAGCUGGGUCACACGGGGGAGAAACCAUUUCAGUGCUCUCACUGCGGCAAGAGCUUCAACCAGAAGUCUACUCUGAAAAAUCACGAGGCCAUCCACUCGGGAGAAAAGCCAUUUGAGUGCUCUCAGUGUGGGAAAGCAUUCAGCGUGAUUGGCAAUCUGAAGGCACACCAGCGCACUCAUUCAGAGGAAAGACCGUGUCAGUGCCCAGUGUGUGGAAAGAGCUUUCGGGAUACUGCACACCUCAACAGACACCAGAUGGUUCACGCAGAGGAGAAGCCAUUUCAGUGCUCUCAAUGUGGAAAGGGUUUUAGUGACAAAAGCACUCUGAAGAAACAUCAGAUGAUUCAUUCAGGGGAGAAGCCAUUUCAGUGCUCUGAAUGUGGAAAGAGUUUUGGCGUUAAGAACAAACUGGACAUACACAUGAGGACUCAUACAGGGGAAAAACCAUUUCCGUGCUCACAGUGCGGACGGAACUUUGGUCACAUGGGCGACCUCAGAAAACACCAGAAACUCCAUACAGGGGAAAAGCCGUUUGAGUGUUCUUACUGUGGGAAGACUUUUGCCAUAAUUAAUUAUCUCAAAUCUCACGAAAGGGUUCACACAGGGGAAAAGCCUUACAAGUGCUCAGAAUGUGGAAAGAGUUUAAGUAGAAUUAGCGAACUCAAGAGACACCAGAGGAUCCAUACAGGGGAAAAGCCAUUUGAGUGCUCAGAAUGUGGAAAGUGUUUUAGCCGUAUAGCCCAUGUCAAGACACACCAGAGGAUCCAUACAGGGGAAAAGCCAUUUGAGUGUUCUCAAUGUGGAAAGAGUUUUACUGCAAUGGGCACUCUCAAGAUACACCAGAGGAUCCAUACAGGGGAAAAACCAUUUGAGUGUUCUUACUGUGGAAAGAGGUUUUAUUGUAUGAGCAGACUCAAGACACACCAGAGGAUCCAUACAGGGGAAAAGCCAUUAGAGUGCUCUCACUGUGGAAUGUGCUUCAGUAAAAGGGGCCAUCUUAUGUCACACCAGCAGGUCCAUACAGGCAAAAAGCCAUUUGAGUGCACUCAAUGCGGAAAGAGUUUUAGUAGCCAAGGCAGCCUUAAGACACACCAAAUGAUCCAUACAGGGGAAAAGCCAUUUCAGUGCUCAGAAUGCAGAAAGAGCUUUAAUCAAAUGUCUAGUCUCAGGAAACACCAGAGGGUCCAUACAGGGGAAAAGCCAUUUGAGUGCACUCAAUGCGGAAAGAGUUUUAGUAGCCAAGGCAGCCUUAAGACACACCAGAUGAUCCAUUCUGGUGAAAAGCCAUUUAGAUGCUCUCACUGUGGAAAGUGCUUCAGUCAACGGAGCAGCCUUAAGACACACCAGAUGAUCCAUUCUGGUGAAAAGCCAUUUGAGCCAUGCUCGCAAUGUGGAAAGAGCUUUAGUGAAAUUGGCAAACUCAUGAGACACCAGGUGGUUCAUACAGGGGAAAAACCAUUUGAGUGCUCUUACUGUGGAAAGAGCUUUAGUGAAAUUGGCACUCUCAAGAGACACCAGAUGAUCCAUACAGGGGAAAUGCCAUUUGAGUGUUCAGAAUGUGGAAAGAGCUUUAGUGAAAUGGGCACUCUCAAGAAACACCAGAGGAUCCAUACAGGGGAAAAGCCAUUUGAGUGCUCAGAAUGUGAUAAGAGAUUUAGUGAAAUGUACACUCUCAGGAAACACCAGUUCAUCCAUACAGGGGAAAAGCCAUUUGAGUGCUCAGAAUGCCCAAAGAGGUUUAGAGCAAUUGGCAAACUCAAGGAUCACCAGAGGGUCCAUUCAGGGGAAAAGCCAUUUCAGUGUCAUCAAUGUGGAAAGACAUUCACUCAAAAUAGCCAAUUGAAAAGACACCAGAUGAUCCAUAAAGGGGGAAAGCCAUUUGAGUGUUCACAAUGUGGAAAGACCUUUAGUGAAAUUAGCAAGCUCAAGGAUCACCAGAGGGUUCAUACAGGGGAAAAGCCAUAUGAAUGCUCUCAGUGCGGAAAGAAGUUUAGUCAUAUGAACUCUCUGAAGUCACACCAGAUGAUCCAUACAGGGGAAAAGCCAUUUCAGUGCUCUGAAUGUGGACAGAGGUUUACUGAGAAGGGCACUUUAAAAAGACACCAGAUGAUCCAUACUGGGGAAAAGCCAUUUGAAUGCUCUCAGUGCGGAAAGAAGUUUAGUUAUAUGAGCGCUCUGAAGUCACACCAGAGGAUCCAUACAGGGGAAAAGCCAUUUCAGUGCUCUGAAUGUGGAAUGAGCUUUAGUCUAAAUUGCAAUUUAAAAAGACACCAGAAGAUCCAUUCUGCAGGGAAACAAAUCAUUCAAUGUCCUCAGUGAGGAAAGGGCUUCAUUAUAGGGGGAGAUCUAAACAUAUCAGCAGGAAAACAAUGUGGCGCGAGAACCAUUAAUGACAUCAUCACUUGCGACAGACUAUUCAUACUUCAAAAGCGCUUUCGCUCGCAUUGUCGGAAGUGCCCUCUGCUGUUCAUGAGAGAAACGGCAGUAUCUUUCGCAACUCGCAGCGUGAGUUCUACGGAUGUAUAAAAUAGAAAGCCAAACACGGCUGCUGUAGGGCUACUGAGCAUCUGACUUGUGACUUACCACAUUGAAACAUAUAUUUUUUGUUAGCCUACAUUGCCAGAUCAUUCCAAGACCAUGUGAGAGCAUUGUUCUGGCGGCAGAACACCGAACACAACGUGCUUCUGAACAAAGUAAACAAUUGUUUCACUGAACAACAUUUAAGAGAGAAGAUAAAAUAACUCUCUAGGACAUUUUACUAUCAUCAAAAUGAUGCAGGGUCCAUUCUGUAGUAGCCUACAGUAGUUGUAGCCUGUCUUCGCAACUCCUGCUUUGUCUGCCUACCUGUAUGGUCGCUGGUGGCGCACGACAAGUUACAAAAAAUCUGGGGUGCAUGACGUCGC